AUGGAACAAUCCUUAGACACCAUCAUCAAUGUCUACCACAGGUACUCUGUGAUACAGGGAGAGCCUGACACCCUGAGUAAGGAAGAAGUCAAAGAGCUGGUGAAUAAGGAGAUGCCAAACUCUUUCAAGAAAGAAGAAAAGGAUGAGAAAGCCAUGAAUGACAUGAUAAAGAACCUUGACACAAAGGAAGACAAUGUGCUGGACUUCUCUGAAUAUGUAGAUCUGAUAGGAAAUAUAUUGAAAACACUGCAUGAGAAGAGCCACAAAAAUGCAUCCUCAAGUGUCCAUGGCCAGGGUUCCAGCAAUGGACCAAACCUCUGA
Grammomys surdaster is the source of this 321-nucleotide messenger RNA. RefSeq names its product protein S100-A9-like. Bases 1 to 321 code for a protein of 106 amino acids. Gene Ontology annotation, cellular component: cytoplasm; nucleus; extracellular exosome. Gene Ontology annotation, biological process: chronic inflammatory response; antimicrobial humoral immune response mediated by antimicrobial peptide; endothelial cell migration. The record is from RefSeq and is a predicted model, not a curated record. Lineage: Eukaryota; Metazoa; Chordata; Mammalia; Rodentia; Muridae. Gene Ontology annotation, molecular function: calcium ion binding. The transcript is spliced from 2 exons.